Manis pentadactyla (Chinese pangolin) is the source of this 4117-nucleotide messenger RNA. RefSeq names its product family with sequence similarity 171 member A1 (gene FAM171A1). Gene Ontology annotation, cellular component: plasma membrane. Gene Ontology annotation, biological process: stress fiber assembly; regulation of cell shape. The transcript is spliced from 8 exons. Bases 257 to 2941 code for a protein of 894 amino acids. Lineage: Eukaryota; Metazoa; Chordata; Mammalia; Pholidota; Manidae. The record is from RefSeq and is a predicted model, not a curated record.
CGGGGCGCGAAAGGGUUAAAGAGUUGGCGGAGCCGCCGCCACCGCUCUUCGGGGAAACCCACCGGGGCGCGCGGAGGAGGGAGCGGUCGUGGGCUGCGGAGCCCGGCGCCACGGGCGCGCGGCCAACCGAGCGGCGGGCCCGGCGCGCGCGUAGCCAGGCAACACAGAGAGAGACGCGACGCCCCGCCGCCCCUGACGCGCCGCUCCGUCCCGGUGGUCGGAGAGCGGGAGCCGCCCGGGGCCCUGUGGCGCGGAGAUGAGCAGGUCUGCGGCGCUCCUGCUCUGCUUGCUGUGCUGCAACGUCUGGAAGGCGGUGACCAAGACGCUGCGGCAGCCCGGCGCGGGAGUCCAAGAGGUCACGCUAAAGGUCCAUGUCAGUGACGCCAGCACCCAUCAGCCUGUCCCAGAUGCGCUCAUCGAGAUUUUCACCAAUCAGGUCUCUAUCGCCUCUGGCACUGCGGGGACAGAUGGUGUUGCCUUCAUCAAGUUCCAGUAUAAGCUGGGCAGUCAGUUGAUCGUCACGGCCACAAAGCACGCUUACGUGCCAAACUCAGCCCCAUGGAAGCCCAUCCGGUUACCCGUGUUUUCUUCCCUGAGCCUUGGCUUGCUUCCAGAACGAUCUGCUACUCUAAUGGUAUAUGAAGAUGUUGUCCAAAUAGUAUCAGGAUUCCAAGGUGCCCGGCCACAGCCUCGUGUGCAUUUCCAGAGAAGAGCUCUGCGAUUGCCUGAGAACACAAGCUACAGUGACCUGACGGCUUUCCUCACGGCCGCCAGUUCCCCCUCAGAGGUGGACAGUUUUCCUUUUUUGCGAGGAUUAGAUGGAAAUGGAACAGGAAACGGCACCAGGUACGACCUGACACCAGUCACAGCCGUCAGUGUCCACUUGCUUGGCAGUGAUGGAACAGCAGUGCUGGUGGAUGGGCCCAUUUAUGUCACCGUGCCCCUGGCCACACAGAGCAGUCUGAGGCACAAUGCCUAUGUUGCAGCAUGGCGGUUUGACCAGAAGCUGGGAACGUGGCUGAAGAGUGGUCUAGGCCUUGUCCACCAGGAAGGCAGCCAACUGACGUGGACAUACAUAGCCCCUCAGUUGGGGUACUGGGUGGCGGCCAUGUCUCCCCCCAACCCAGGUCCCGUUGUCACACAGGACAUUACCACGUAUCACACGGUGUUUCUUUUGGCCAUUUUAGGAGGAAUGGCUUUCAUACUUUUGGUUUUGCUGUGUCUCCUUUUAUAUUAUUGCAGGCGGAAGUGCUUAAAACCCCGUCAGCACCACAGAAAACUGCAGCUUCCUGCCGCCCUGGAGAGUUCCAAAAGAGAUCAGUCAACCUCCAUGUCCCACAUCAACUUGUUUUCCCGGCGUGAGUCGGAAUUCCCAGGCCCACUCUCUGUUACCAGCCACGGCCGCCUGGAUACCCCAGGCACAAAGGAGCUGAUGAGUGGAGUCCACUUAGAAAUGAUGUCUCCCAGCGGAGAGGGGGACAUGCGCACCCCCAUGCUAAAGCUUUCCUACAGUACCUCACAAGAAUUCAGCUCCCGGGAGGAACUUAUGUCUCAUAAGGAAGAGGACAAAAGCCAAAUCUCCUUUGAGAACCUGACACCAAGCGGGACGUUGGGAAAAGACUACUGUAAGUCUGUGGAGAGUUUCCCCUUAAAGUCCAGAAAAUCUGUGGAAAGAGAAGGCUACGAGUCCUCUGGCAACAGUGACUACAGUAGGAGUUACAAUGCCAUGCUGUCACAGCCUUUAUUUGAAAAGCAAGACAGAGACAGCCAGGCCUCGGGGAACCAUAUUUCCACAGGAAAUAAGCUCACUGUUCAGGAACACAGGUACCCUACACCCUCAUCUCCUGAAAAAGAACAGCUGCUGGACCGCAGACCUACGGAAUGUAUGAUGUCGAGAUCAGUAGACCACCUGGAAAGACCCACAUCCUUUCCACGGCCCGGACAGUUGAUCUGCUGCAGUUCUGUUGACCAGGUCAAUGACAGCGUUUACAGAAAGGUGUUGCCUGCGUUGGUCAUCCCCGCUCACUACAUGAAACUCCCAGGGGACCAUUCCUAUGUUGGCCAGCCCCUGGUCGUCCCGGCUGACCAGCAGCUUGAGAUCGAAAGGCUACAGGCAGAGCUGUCCAGUCCUCAUGCAGGGAUCUUCCCUCACCCCUCCUCCCAGAUCCAGGCCCAGCCCCUGUCCUGCCAGGCAAUCUCUCAGCAGCACUUGCAGGACGCAGGUACCCGGGAGUGGACCCCGCAGAACGCAUCCAUGUCAGAGUCCCUCUCCAUCCCAGCAUCCCUGAAUGAUGCGGCCUUGGCUCAGAUGAACAGUGAGGUCCAGCUCCUGACUGAAAAGGCUCUGAUGGAGCUUGGGGGUGGAAAGCCACUCCCACACCCCCGGGCGUGGUUUGUCUCCCUGGAUGGCAGGUCCAACGCGCAUGUUAGACAUUCCUACAUUGAUCUCCAAAGAGCUGGGAGGAACGGAAGUAAUGAUGCCAGUUUGGAUUCUGGUGUGGAUAUGAAUGAACCAAAAUCUGCCCGGAAGGGAAGAGGAGACCCCUUGUCUCUUCCACAGAACCACCCCGCUGUCCAGGAGCAUCCACAGAAAGAGUCUAGGGCUGCGGACAGCACGUCCUACACGCAGCUUGUGUACCUGGAUGACAUGGACCAAAGUGGCAGUGAGUGUGGCACCACCGUCUGCACCCCUGAAGACAGUGCCCUGAGAUGCCUGCUGGAUGGCUCUAGUCGGAGAAGCGGCAGCCAGCUGCCCAGCCUGCAGGAGGAGACGACAAAACGAACUUCAGAUGUUCCCCAGGAGCCACUGGCCAGUUCGCAACAGAGGUCUGCUCAGGAGGAUGAGGAGGAGGAAGAGGAUGAGGAUGACCAGGGCGAAGACAAGAAGAGCCCCUGGCAGAAACGGGAGGAGAGGCCCCUGAUGGCAUUUAACAUUAAGUGAGCUUUCACAGAGCCACCCACAAGGGGAAUAUAAUAAAAUUGCCAAAAAUUCUUUCUUAAGGAAGCACUUACCUGUGCAGAGGAAGUUGAACAACAGCAACCGUGUAAGUGAACUUCUCCUGCAUCACUGUUUGCUGUGUAAAUGUUAGAAGGUAAUUAAAGUUAUUACUCAGAGGAAAGGACGAUGUUAAUGGAUGCCUCACCUCCAGGGAGAUGGCCAAAUGUAGUGUCUGAAUGUCGUCUCACAUACUUGAUGUCCACCCAGGACACUGAGAAACCACACAUGACAUUUAGGUUCUUCUGAUGACCUCAGUUCUCCCUCAGAUUCUGGGAACAGAUGAAACUCUUUUUGCAUUGCUUGAAUCAAUUUUAUCAUGAUAAUGCUCCUGUGAAGUUAUUGAGAAAUUAACUUAGCACUUAGUGUACCGAGGUGUGCAUUAUCUCAGAGGAAGCUGUGCAUCACUGCUUUGUGCUCUUGCUUUGCUUAGGUUAUUGCUUUGGUUAGACUUCCUUUCAGGUUUGCUUUUUUUGAAACACAAUUUGAUUAUAAGGGUUUUAGUCCUUCAUUCUCGUAUGAUCUGCUUCUCUGCUUCUCUAUUCCAUGUUCUUCGUUCUUCGUUCUUGUAUGUUCUGCUUCUCUGCUUCUCUAUUCCAUGUUUCCUUUCAGGAACUCCUGAGUGUCAUCUCUUAACAUCCGAGGCUUUUAAUGAAAUCAUUCUGAAGUUUUUAUCAGCUGAGAGUCCUUCAAUUCUGGUCCCAUUAACUCCAAGUGCCUUUUUUACAGUGACAACAGACAGUCCCCUCACUUUUCUGUUUUUCUUAACUCCUUUAAUUGAGCUGCCUGGAUUUUAUAAAGCUGUUAAAUGAUACCCCUUUUCUUUAAAAUGCAUGCUGCCAAGUGCCCAUUGUGCCCAGAAUUCCCAUUUCAGCACAGUGUUCUCUCAAGUCCUCAUGUGUGACGUGGAUUCUGUUUAGCUAAGGUAGACUAGAGGACGCUUUAGAGAUCCCCUGCCUGCCUCCAUCCUUUGGCCACUAGCCACUGUUAUGGUUUCGUUGGCUGUUUGUAUAUAUGGUUACUAUUAACUCUGGAAUCCUAUGGGCUGAGCUUGCUCACCAAACAUAGAGUAUGGACUGAGCAAGUGAACUGAAUGUGAUUAUUAAAAAAAAUCUUAUGUAC